Messenger RNA from Myodes glareolus (Bank vole), 645 nucleotides. The record is from RefSeq and is a predicted model, not a curated record. Lineage: Eukaryota; Metazoa; Chordata; Mammalia; Rodentia; Cricetidae.
UGUAGGCGUUGUUAAUUGACGUUGUUGAGUAAUUUACCAUGCCUGAGCCAACGAAGUCGGCGCCCGCCCCGAAGAAGGGCUCCAAGAAAGCCGUGACCAAGGCGCAGAAGAAGGACGGCAAGAAGCGCAAGCGCAGCCGCAAGGAGAGCUACUCGGUGUACGUGUACAAGGUGCUGAAACAGGUCCAUCCCGACACCGGCAUUUCCUCCAAGGCCAUGGGCAUCAUGAACUCGUUCGUCAACGACAUCUUCGAGCGCAUUGCUGGCGAGGCGUCGCGCCUGGCGCACUACAACAAGCGCUCGACCAUCACGUCCCGGGAGAUCCAGACGGCCGUGCGCCUGCUGCUGCCCGGGGAGCUGGCCAAGCACGCCGUGUCCGAGGGCACCAAGGCCGUCACCAAGUACACCAGCUCCAAUAUCCUGUGGAACAAAUUUUAUUGUCUUCCUUCUUUUAAAGUUGAGGAAAUUAAAUGAGGAUGGACUACACAGAAGUCGCAGCUACUAUCCUGUCUUGUUUGACUGCAAAGACUGAGCUGUGAACUGUUCUCCAAAAUAAUCGUACCGUCCCUGAAAAGAAAAUCUCUACUACACUGUAAAGUGAAAUACCUCAAAUUCUGUCAAAUUUCAAUAAAAUUUCUUUCAUUGA